AUGGAGCAAGAACUACUAUCACUCCUGGCAGACACUCAGUCUGCCAGAGCCGAUACAAGAAAGGCCGCCGAGCUUCAGCUACUCGGCCUGUAUUCAAACGAAUCUUUCCCCAUCUCCCUCACAGCCAUUGCCUCUCACGAGUCAGUUCCCGUCAAUCUCCGCCAAUCCUCCUUGUCCGUGCUACGCACCUUCAUCGCCGCCUCCUGGUCCCCGAACCUCGACGAAUUCAAGGGCCAGAUCCUCGUUACCGAUGCGAACAAAGCCCAGAUCCGACGGGCGCUGCUUGAUCUAGCCACAAUUACCGAAACCUCCGAGCGCAAAGUCAAGGCUUCUGCCAGUUACGCCGUUAGCAAGAUUGCCAGUGCCGAUUUCCCCGACGACUGGCCAGAAUUGCUGCCCUCGUUGCUGCACAUCAUCAACGAUCCCGCCACAACGGAUGGUGCGCUUCACGGUGCUUUGAAGGUCCUGCUGGAUUUGGUGGAUACUGGCUUCGGCGAAGAACAAUUUUUCAAUGUUGCUCGCGAUCUGGUUUCAUCUCUGUUUUCUGUCGCCACUUCCGAAGCCCGGCGACCAAUGCUUCGGGCACUUUCAGUCGCGGUCUUCCGGUCUUGUUUUGAUACCUUGGAGAUGGUGUUGGAGCAGCACAAGGUUGCAAUCAAGCAAUUCGUGGAUGAGUUGCUGAGUGCUUGGUCGCCAUUCUUUGUUGAGACCCUGAAGAUGUCCCUUCCCCAGCAACCCGAUGAAGAAGAGGCCAACAAGGGAAGUGAGGUCGCCUCUCAUUGGCGUGGAGUUAUCGGUCUUAAACUUCAGAUCAUUAAGACUCUGCUGAAGAUUCGUAUGGUGUUCCCCGGUCUUUUAACACCACAGAGUCCAAAUUACUUCUCAACGGUCUGGGCCGAGCUUACCAAUGCCUUGCCGGUCUACCAGAAUUUCUUCAUUGAAGGUGAACGCCAAGGUCGCCUGGAAGAUGUUGAUGGCCUCCCAUACUCACUUGAUUUCCUUAUCUUGGAGGAAUUGGAUCUUAUCCAGACCUUAUUGAAGGCCCCUCCUGUCAAGGCAGAGCUGCAACAACAACUUCAGAAUGCCGGUGCUGGAGCUAGCUCGUCUGGCUGGUUGCCCGAGAUCAUGAAGCUGGCCAGCUCUUAUGCCCAGAUCACAUCCGAAGAGGAAGGCCUCUGGGAGAUUGAUGUGAAUCUGUUCUUGUCUGAGGAAACAUCCCUGACUGCCAACUACACCCCCCGCACUUGCAGUGGUGAUCUGGCAAUCAAGACGGGUGAAUGGCUAAAGGGAGCAGCGGUAGAGGGUCUUCUGAGCUAUAUGAACACUCUCUUUGCGGAUUCUUCAGCCUCUUGGAAAUCACGCGAAGCCGCCCUUUACAUUCUCAACUGUAUUCUUCGUGAUUUCUCCGAGGUGUCUCAGCAAAUCUCCCCGGAAUUGUCCCUCAGUUUCAAUCAAUUUGUGCACUAUGCAAUUCAACAGGAGGAAGAACUUUUGCGUGCACGAGGUUACCUUGUGGCCGGUGCUUUGGCCAAGGCUUCGGGCGAUGCAUUCCAACAAACUACUGCCUCUUACUUAGAAGCUACACUAAAGGCCAUUGCCGAAGACCCCGCAGAGGUGGUCAAGGUUUCAGGCAUUCGUGUACUCCAGGACCUUAUGCCAUCGCUACCCGCCUCCGCGGCCCGUCCAUUCCAGGGACUUAUUGUCUCGGCCAUUUCGGAGUUUGUUUCAGCACACGAUUUGCGCGAAGAUGACGAGAGCGAAGAUCUCAAAGUCACCCUAGCCGAAACCCUGCGAGACACCAUUAUGACGGACCCGACUAUCGUUUUGUCGUCGAUCGCCAUCGACGUCCUGUUUAACAUUGCCAGCAGCGGAGCUGAAAACUUCCAGCUGACUAUGACCGUUACGGAAGCUUUUGAGGAUAUCGCAGACCAAAUUUCCGAGCAUGGCCCUGAGGCUUACAUGCGCCUCUGCGAGAAGGUGCUGCCUUCACUGAUGGGUGCUAUUGACGUGGGUAAUCUCACCUCGGAAAACGCCUUGACCACCUUCGCAGCCGACCUCCUUCGGGUUUUGGCCGAACGGAGCUUGGAGCCUCUUCCUGCUGGCUUUGUGGAUACUGUGAUGCCUAAGCUUAACCGCCUGCUCCUGGAAUCUGAUGAGGCUGAGCUUAUCCGACCUGCGACCGAGGCUGUCCGACACUUGCUUGCCCAUGGCUUUGAUCAGUUCAUCGUCUGGCGGGAUCCCCAAUCUGGCAAAGAGGCGAUCGAGGUUGUGCUUGUGAUUAUUGAUCGACUAUUGGGACCGGCUGUCGAUGACAAUGCCGCCACUGAAGUUGGUCAGCUUGCCGCCGAGCUGGUAGAGCGGGCUGGCCCGGAGCGUUUGGGUCCUUAUCUACCCCAGCUACUCCAGGCCGUAGCCCAGCGACUUGCGACCGCUCAGCAGGCCCAAUUCAUCCAAAGUCUCAUUCUGGUGUUUGCGCGACUGACCCUCAUCAGCGCCCGUGAGGUCGUUGACUUCCUCUCCCAGAUCAACCUGGGAGGCUCCAGUGGCCUCCUCGUGGUUCUGAGCAAGUGGCUGGAGAACUCGGUGAAUUUCGCGGGCUAUGACGAAAUCAAGCAAAACAUCUUCGCGCUCGCGCAUCUGUACGAGCUCUCCGACCCUCGACUGGCUGAGGUGCCAGUGAAGGGCGACCUGAUUAUCCAGAAUACCGGUCGGAUCAUGACCCGAUCACAGGCACGUAACAACCCGGACCGAUACACAACGGUGUCGGCGCCCUUGAAAAUCAUCAAGGUACUCGUGGAGGAGCUGGCAGCGGCAUCGGGCAACAAGGAGAUUGACGCGGCUGCGGCUCGUGCGCUUGACGAUGCCGACAGUGAUUACGGUGAUGAUGAUUGGGAAGAUGACCCCAGCCAAACUUUGGAUCUUGGAUUAGGCAUGACCAAACAAGAACUGAUGAGCUUUGGCGAAGGUGGUUCUGAGAGCGUAUUUGGAGUGCGUCGCCGGGACGACGAGACCCAGAGCUUCCUCGGGGACUUUUUCCGCCGAGCAUCCCAGCAGCCUGGAUUCCCCGAGAUUUAUGGGGCCUUGACUGUAGACGAACAGAUGAAGCUACAGAGCUUGAACUGA
Messenger RNA from Penicillium verhagenii, 3123 nucleotides. RefSeq lists its product as uncharacterized. The transcript has 3 exons. Gene Ontology annotation, molecular function: small GTPase binding. Bases 1 to 3123 code for a protein of 1040 amino acids. Lineage: Eukaryota; Fungi; Ascomycota; Eurotiomycetes; Eurotiales; Aspergillaceae. Gene Ontology annotation, biological process: protein import into nucleus. Gene Ontology annotation, cellular component: cytosol; nuclear envelope. The record is from RefSeq and is a predicted model, not a curated record.